Molecule: messenger RNA, 941 nt
Organism: Arabidopsis thaliana (thale cress)
Lineage: Eukaryota; Viridiplantae; Streptophyta; Magnoliopsida; Brassicales; Brassicaceae
Product: hydroxyproline-rich glycoprotein family protein
Exons: 2
Coding region: 1-762 (253 amino acids)
Source: RefSeq, marked reviewed
AUGGACGGGCCACCGCUACCUCCGACCUCUACCUCCACCUCCACCUCCAUUAAUGACAAUGAAAACAAGACCGGUAAUGAUCCUUCUACGUGGCAUCGUCCCACCAGCAGCCUCCCUCAAUUCCCUUCCUCUGCCUCCCAAGUUUCUUCACCUCCACAACAUUUACGUAAUCGUUCUUUGAAUCUCUCCCCACACGUAUCACCUUCUUCGCCGCCUCCUCCUGAUCCAAUCCCAGAGAUCGAGACCUACGUAGUGCAUGUUCCAAGGGAUCAGGUCUAUUGGAUCCCUCCCCCGGAUAAUGCAGGAUCGUCGAAAGACGCAGGAAUAGCGAUCCGGGGAGAAAUAAUAAAACCCGAACCUCCGGUUUUCAACGUUAAGAAACUAGAGAAAUCUCGCCAUUUCGAGAUCAUGUUGACAUCAAAGAACCCAACCUCCACCAUGUGGGUGACCUACAAAGGUCUCGUCUCACUGACGUACAAAAACAAGAACCUAGGCCAAGGGAAUUUCCCAGAGCUGUCAUUAGCCGUGUCGGGAUCCCAUACGGUCAACCUAAAGCUGGAUAGGUCCAUGAACGCGGCUGUUCUGCCGCCUGAAGUGGUUAGUUUGGUAUUGACGAUGGGGCUAGAUGCGGGUUUCGGCACGGGCUUGGUGAAACGAGCCAAGGAAGUGGCCGUAACAUGUGACAUUAAAGUAAAUGGAUUAUUAGAUGCGCACAAGGUUGAGAUUGUGUCGGAGAGUUGUGAGAGUGAGUUCACUAAAUAAAACAACAGCGAGCUUUAUUACUUCUCAUGUAAAGGUUUGUUCCUCUGACUGUCAUAUGCUUUUUUCUUUUGUUUUAACUUUUACAUGUUAAUGUGUGAUACAUCAAAGACGUUCAAAAUUUCUUUAUUGAAGAUGCUCUGUUUUUGAUGUAAGAGCUAGGUGGUACUUUGUAAUCUGUA